Molecule: messenger RNA, 1302 nt
Organism: Colletotrichum acutatum
Lineage: Eukaryota; Fungi; Ascomycota; Sordariomycetes; Glomerellales; Glomerellaceae
Exons: 4
Coding region: 439-960 (173 amino acids)
Source: RefSeq, a predicted model, not a curated record
UGCCCCGUCGCUGACAGUGCAUGCGCGCCUAGGCUUUGCGAAAUCGGCAUCCACUCAGUGGCGGGAUGGGAAAAGUGGACGCCCCUCGCGGCAUCGGCCCCUGGGAACCUAACCUAAGCCGACAGGAUUACAGGGGGAGGCUCAUUGCUGUCUGUUGUGCAGCUGGCCGACGCAGGCCGUCGAGUGGGAAUCGGGAGCCAUGGCGGGCAAGGGACGCGGUGCCGGGGGCCCGUCCAAUGACGUCGGCUCGUCGUAGCUCUCUCUUCCCUGAGCUCAACCUUGAAGUCAUCCCACGCGCGAGGCAAAGUUCUACGAAGCUUCAUUAAUACAGUAACGCAGGCUCUCAAGCAGUAAUCCGUAACUUCAAAACUCUUCAAUUCCACCUAAAUCACUCGUCAUAGGAAAACGAACUCGACCACCGCUCACCAAAUCACCUCAAUGGACGCGAUAUCAACCUUCAGCUUCGGCAACCUGGGUUGGCUCGCGACCCAGGCCGUCCCGCUCAUUAUAUGGCCGCGCUUCAUCACCAACCUCCUGCGUCCUGAUGACUACCAGUACGCCGCAGGCUCUCUCGAGGGCUACUUUGCCCGCUCCCUAGGCUUCGCCCUCCUAACCCUGGGCCUCCUCGUCGUAACCCUUUCAGGAGCAGUACCCCUCGCAUCAGAGGACCUAACCCCAGCAGGAACAGUCUCCCCCUACGCAAACGCAGCCCUCAUCCUCUCCUCCAUCCACCACGCCUCGGCCGGCUUCUACUGCUACAGCAGGUGGCUCCGCACCGGCCAGACGGCCUUUGCCCUCGGCUGCCUCGGCAGCGCCGUCUUCGCCGUCUCGGGGCUCUGGUGCCUCAUGUUCGCCGGCGACAAGUCGCGACGCAGCAAGAAGCACGGCUACGACAAGGACACGAGCUCGUUCCCCUUUAAGAAUACCGAGUCGUACAGAUCCAAGAAGAAGGGUUUGUAAAGGGGAAACGGGAAACGAAAAGAGAGACAGAGAAAGAAUGUAGCUGUUGUAGACCGAGAGGAUUGGCAACCAACUGAAUGCUGGCGAACAUAGAUGGCUUGCAAAACAGCAAUGUUGCUUGUCCUUGACAAAUUUCAAUGGGCCUUGGCUGUCAUCCUAUGAAUAAGGCAAUACAAGAAAAAAGUCACCCUUCACGCUUUGCGCUGCCAAAAAUGCCUUGAUGAGAUGGCAUGUUCGGAGUCUUAUCCAAAGGUAAAGAGGCAAAGAAUUGAUACUGAGAAAAGCAGCCGUAAGCUGCUUCUUUAAGUGCAAAUCGAAACACACUCCCUAGUGUACAUAUAC